AUGGCACAACCCACCCCCGAGCAGAUCGAAUACUACAUGAAACAUGCCGACGAUGAUAAACGACCUAACGAAAUCGCCUCUCUUGUUUGUGGAUUGCUGGCGGCCAUCCUGGCGGUGGGAGCACGGUUCGCGGCGCGGCGCAUCUCGAGAAUCUCGCUUGGGCCGGAAGACUGGACGAUAAUGUUGGCGAUGGUAGGCGAGCUCACGUAUGCGAUUGUAUUUGCCGUAGCCAUCGACAAUGGGCAAGGAAGACACAUUAUCUUCGUCAAGGACGCGGUGUCCUUUAGCAAGGGGUACGUUGCUGCUAUUGUCAGCUACUCCUUUACCGUUAUGGUGACGAAAAUAUCAGUCCUGCUGUUCUAUUGUCGACUAUUCGGAUCGAAAUGGAUAUAUACUUCUUCCUGGAUUCUCGGAGCCAUUGUCUUUCUGUACAAUCUCGCUGUCAUCAUGAUUGCUGGGUUGCAGUGUAUUCCACUGUCGGAUCUCUGGACUGGUGGCCCAUCGUGCAUCGAUACUGAGUCUUCGUUUACCGGAUUGGCCGUUGUCAACAUAGUCACCGAUGUACUCAUUCUAGCCCUACCCGUGAAACCAGUGAUGAAUCUGAACAUGAAAUCAGCGCGCAAAGUGCAGGUCCUCGGAAUAUUCCUACUGGGCGGAGUUGUCUGCGUCUUCGGAAUCAUCCGCGCCGUAGCAAUGACCGAGCUUAGUCUGCUCGAUCCCACCUGGACGGCGGUCGGCGCAGCGAUGUGGUCCUUUGUCGAAAUCUCCGUGGGCAUUGUCGCAGCGUGUCUGCCCAUGCUUGGACCUCUUAUCCGGAAUAGAUCUGGAGCGAGCACAAACCAGUUCGCGAGCAAUGGGUACGUGCGAUCCGGGAAGUUCAGCGCCACGGUCUCGAGCAAGUCCGGGUAUAUCCAGCAGGAUGAUAUUCCUCUGACGGACGACUGGAGACAGGGUGGACGAACAGUCGCACCAGAUGAUCGGUCGUAUCAAGCCCAGGGCGGUCCGCCUGUAUCUCCGUCGUUGUCGAAACAGAACCCAAAGCGGGUGUCGGCGCAGCAGGAUGCUCAGUCUACGACGACUUUUGUUUGA
Messenger RNA from Aspergillus steynii IBT 23096, 1089 nucleotides. RefSeq lists its product as uncharacterized. The transcript has 6 exons. The record is from RefSeq and is a predicted model, not a curated record. Bases 1 to 1089 code for a protein of 362 amino acids. Lineage: Eukaryota; Fungi; Ascomycota; Eurotiomycetes; Eurotiales; Aspergillaceae.